This is a messenger RNA of Polyodon spathula (Mississippi paddlefish), 2017 nucleotides long. RefSeq names its product branched-chain-amino-acid aminotransferase, cytosolic-like. Gene Ontology annotation, molecular function: branched-chain-amino-acid:2-oxoglutarate transaminase activity. Gene Ontology annotation, biological process: L-valine biosynthetic process; L-leucine biosynthetic process. Gene Ontology annotation, cellular component: mitochondrion. The transcript is spliced from 11 exons. Bases 92 to 1297 code for a protein of 401 amino acids. The record is from RefSeq and is a predicted model, not a curated record. Lineage: Eukaryota; Metazoa; Chordata; Actinopteri; Acipenseriformes; Polyodontidae.
UGGUUAGGUAAGGUUUAAUUCUGAAGCAGCUUUAAAUCCUCGCUACCUGACACGCAGGCAACACACUGCCUGGCUCUAUUCCAUAUUCAUAAUGGCGAGCUUUCAAGCUGUCACUACACCCGCAGCUGCCAUCACAUCGCACCAGGGUUGUGGUAAUGAGAGCUCCACUAAUGGCUCUGGAGGAUGCACCAACGAUGGUGUUGCCAGCUUUAAGGCUGCAGAGACUGUCAUUGAGUUGGCGUCCAUGUUCAAGGAGAAGCCAGAUCCAUCCAAUUUAGUGUUUGGAACAGUGUUUACAGACCACAUGCUUACGAUCGAAUGGUCAGCCAGUGAUGGAUGGCAGAAACCUCAUAUAGGACCAUUUAAGAAUCUGUCAGUGCACCCAGCAUCAUCAGCUCUGCACUAUGCUGUAGAGUUAUUUGAAGGACUGAAGGCUUACCGUGGUGUUGAUAACAACAUUCGGCUUUUCCGACCGUUGAAUAAUAUGGAGAGGAUGCGGAGGUCUGCCUGCAGAGCCGGUUUACCUAGUUUUGAUACACAGGAGUUGCUCGAGUGCAUCAGAAAGCUUGUCGAAAUUGAAAAGGCUUGGGUCCCCCACUCCAGCAGUGCUAGCCUUUACAUUCGGCCUACUUUAAUAGGAACUGAGCCAUCCCUGGGCGUUAAGAAACCUUCCCGAGCCUUGCUGUAUGUGAUCCUCAGUCCUGUGGGGCCUUACUUCUCAACCGGGGGUUUUAGCCCUGUGUCACUAUGGGCUGAUCCAAAAUACACCCGAGCCUGGAGAGGUGGAACAGGAGACUGCAAAAUGGGAGGGAAUUAUGGUGCGUCAAUAUUUGCCCAAUAUGAAGCCAUGGAAGUGGGAUGUCAACAGGUUCUCUGGCUUUAUGGAGACAACCAUCAAAUAACUGAAGUUGGAACCAUGAACCUGUUUCUUUAUUGGAUUAAUGAAAAUGGAGAUGAAGAAUUGGCCACACCACCUUUAGAUGGUGUCAUUCUACCAGGUGUUACCAGACAGAGCAUUAUAGAUAUUGCCCAUAAAUGGGGUGAAUUUAAAGUGACUGAACGCUAUCUGACCAUGGGGGACCUGAUAGCUGCCUUGAAAGAAAACCGAGUGAAAGAGAUGUUCGGAGCAGGAACUGCCUGUGUUGUAUGCCCGGUCGGACGCAUAUUAUACAAGGGAAAUAAUUUGCAUAUCCCAACUAUGGAUAAUGGACCAAAGUUAACUGCAAGAAUACUGAAGCAGCUCACUGACAUCCAAUAUGGCAGAAUUGAGAGUGACUGGACAUACUUGGUGCAGUGAAGAAGAGGAGAAGAUCAAUUUCAGUGAAACACAGUCUGUGUAUACACUUUAUCAUAACACGUUUGUGAUGUUCUCAUAGCAAUACUUACAGUAGCGUAGAUUUAUUGAUAUGAAAUGUAACAACAUUAAUGUGUGCACAAUAUGUUUUUACCUCAAAAAUGAUGGUAGGUACCUUGUGGAUGUGCAAUUGUCCUGCUAUAAAGGCCAUAUGCAAUUAUUUGAUUUAAAUGUUCUGAAAGUGUGCACAUUUUGUUUUGAUACUUUUGCACCAUUAGUUUUGAUUAGGUCUACAGACAGUAACUAGCUGGCACAACAGACUCAUUUACUAUUUUCUUUUUUUUUUUUUUUAGCUCAAAAACUUCCAGCUUCAUCUUUUCACGUCAUAUGAUGAAUUGUUAUAACAAAGUUUUAGGUAUCAGCAUUAUCUGUGUGCCUACGUGUAUAGGCUACAGUAAACAAGUCGUAAGUCUAUAUUUCUACUUUGUAAUUACAUUUUAUUUUGAAAAUCUAGAGCCUGCUUCGGAUGUCAUUAUUUUUAAGUACGCUUUGGGGGAUGGGGGUCUUGAAUCAGUGGUGGAGCAAUAGCAGGCACAGCAGGUGCAGCUGCACACGGGCCCACGGGCCCACUGGAGGGGUUCGAAAGUUAGUUUUUAGUUUUUUUUUUUUUAACAGUGAUAAUAUCCUUUGCGUUUAUAUUUGCAGAUGUUACACAUUUGUAUC